AUGUGUGGAAGAUAUGCCUUGGGACAUCCUAUCGAGGAUAUGCCUAAACGACUCAACGAAGCGGUACUAAACCCAGACGAACCAGACUCGUCGCUCACAGAGUCUGACCCAAGCAACUUCGACACUACCACCUCCAUCAACGGUAAGGAGAACACAGUGCACGUGUUUGUCAACACAUUGCACUACUAUCCCUCGUAUAACAUUCCUCCCACAAGCGGUGGUGUGAUCAUUUAUUUGAAAAAGGACUCGCUAGCAGACUUUGAGUAUGUGAUCGAACCUCUGAAGUUCGGAAUGCUUCCAGUGUGGAUGAAGCCACACGAUCCUCAGGCUGUGAAGCGAGGAACGGGUUACGGCCCACAGUAUUCGAGAGAAGUGCAACAGAACCAGGCUAAGUACUUCAACUGUAGAAAAGAGACCAUCUCGCAACCUAAAACGAUGUGGAACUCAGCAAAGAACACUCGAUGUGUAGUGCCAGCACAAGGAUACUUUGAAUGGAAAACAGACAAGAAGGAUAAAACACCGUACUUUGUACAUCUGAAGUCCAGUCCCCUUAUGUUCUUUGCAGGUCUAUACUCACACAAUUACCAUUAUAAUGACACUGAGAUGGUGCCUGAAGACCUCGAGUAUUUCUCGUCGUUUGCGAUCUUGACUGGCCCAGGAAAAGGAAAGGGUUCCAACGAUCUUCUGUGGCUUCACUCCAGAAAACCCAUUGUGUUGCAGCCAAACAGUCCGGAGUGGUUUGACUGGUUGGAUCCCAACAGAGAAUUCGACAAUAGACUCUUGGAAAGUGCGUUGAACACCGACACUAAUCCGGGUUAUGAUGACGUCGGCAGCUAUGUAGUGGCCAAAUCGAUUGGAAACACCCAAAAUAAGGGGCCGGAGGUACUUAAGGAGGAAAAGGUAAAGCAGAAGUCGAUUGGCCUGUUCUUUCUGCUGCCUAAGAAAGUGAAGGAAGAGGUGAAGCCUGAGAAGCAUGAGGAUAGAGACAUUAAAAAAGAGGUUGUGGAGGGCAGACAAAUAAAGAAAGAGGAAGAGACGAACGAUGAAGGUGAAUUGAAAAAUCUGAAAGACCAAAAAAUCAAGCAGGAUCAUGAGUGGCCUCGCAAGAGAAAGGCAGAGCCUGAGUCCAAAGUCAACGGGCCUGAGUCUAUUGCGAAAAGAGUGAGACAGGAACAUCAAGGCUCGGAGUACACUAUGGGAUACCGAAGAAACGAAAGUGAGGACGAUAAUGAUUCUGAGGACGAUUAG
Molecule: messenger RNA, 1248 nt
Organism: Sungouiella intermedia
Lineage: Eukaryota; Fungi; Ascomycota; Pichiomycetes; Serinales; Metschnikowiaceae
Source: the annotation of a GenBank genome assembly